AUGCAUCGUGUGAUCACCAUUUUAUCUGGAUACACCCGUUUUUUUUUUUUAGAAAAGGAUGUAAAAAUACCGUCAUGUAUACACCCAUUUCGUGUACGUUUGGAAGUGUUUCUACACGUCCCCGUCUUUCCCAGUUCCCUUUUCAUCCGUUUUUUUCUCCCAUUUAUUCUUCGUUUGGCUCUCUUAUCUUCGGUAAGGCGUGGUCUCGCUUCUAAAACGUCCAUGGGUUCGCAUGAAUCCACGACUUUGUUUUUUUUUUCUUCUUGUCGCCUUUCCUUUCCACCCCUCCUCAAUUCCCUUUCUUUCAGCUACCUUACGUUCUAUUUUUCUUUUUACGGUGUUGCUGCUUGUUCCUUUAUUUGUUUUGUUUUAGGGAAAAGGAGGGUGGAAGGAAGGAUAUCGCACGAAAACUUUUUUGAGUAUUUAUUGCUCACUUUUUUUUUUAAAUCUUUUCCUCACCUUGUAGACCCGCUGGUUGUAAAUAACUAUCAACCCGCGUUUGUGUGCGUGUGGCGAUGUUGUGAUGAGUUGGAGAGUAGAACCCGCGAAAGGUGGAAAGUUGGGCAACUUCAACUUCAUCCUUCCGCUGCGUCAUUUUCUUGUUGUUUGUUUGUUGCUGUUGUCGUUUUGGUUGUUGUUGUUGUUUUAUGUUUUCCUGUCCCAUUCCCCACUUGUUUCCCCUUCGCUGUUUUCGUUGUUUCGCAUCAUCGUAAUUAUCGCCGUUGUUUUUACCUGCUGUACACUUCAAUAGGGAGAGGCCCCAUGCAUCCACUGGAAUUCUGGUUAAUGAGCGAAUGA
Trypanosoma brucei brucei TREU927 is the source of this 798-nucleotide messenger RNA. RefSeq lists its product as hypothetical. Bases 1 to 798 code for a protein of 265 amino acids. The record is from RefSeq and is a predicted model, not a curated record. Lineage: Eukaryota; Euglenozoa; Kinetoplastea; Trypanosomatida; Trypanosomatidae. The transcript has a single exon.